AUGGCCCAGUGCCGGGACCUGGAGAACCACCACCACGAAAAGCUCCUGGAGAUCGCCAUCAACACCCUGGAGAAGGUGGUCAAGGGCGAGCUGGACGAGGACCUGCCUGACGACGUCCGGGCGCUUUUUGUGGACAAAGACACAAUUGUGAAUGCUGUUGGGACAUCACAUGACAUCCACCUUCUCAAGAUUGACAACCGAGAAGACGAGCUGGUGACCAGAGUCAACUCCUGGUGCACACACUUAGUGGACAAGAUUCACAAGGACGAGACCAUGAGGAACCGCAAGCGAGUGAAGGAGAUCAAUCAGUUCAUGGACCACGUGCAGAAUGAACUGGACAACCUUGACAGUGGCGACAUUCUAGAUUAG
This is a messenger RNA of Pipistrellus nathusii (Nathusius's pipistrelle), 369 nucleotides long. Lineage: Eukaryota; Metazoa; Chordata; Mammalia; Chiroptera; Vespertilionidae. The record is from the annotation of a GenBank genome assembly.